UCACCACUCACUCCUACUCUCAGUCUCGCUUUCUAGAUUUCUUUCAUCUCCUUUCUUCUUCUCACUCUCUCAGUAAUUUCUACAAACACCAAAGCGAUGCUUUUGUAGUCGGCCAUGGCUUCUCAUCUCCUCCAGCUUCCACUCCCCCAUGUCGUGACCUUAUCAUCAUCUACCUCACGCUACUCCAUCAACUGCUCUUUCCGCAACCUCUCCUUGUCCUUCAAUCCUCUGAGCUUAUCAAACCACGGUAGCAGGAGGAGGAGAAGCAGGCGCACUUUAGCACCCGUUUAUGCCAGCAACGAGGAGGAAGCCAGCACUUCUACCUCAUCCGCCACUGCCACCCAAGAGAAAGGAGCGUACGAUGAAGAUGUGGAGGUCUCGGAUCCCCAAGCCCUUGAAUACGUCUCCCAAGUCAAAAGAGUUUUGGAGCUGCUCAGGAAGAAUAGGGAUAUGGUGUUUGGUGAGGUUAAAUUGACUAUAAUGAUUGAAGACCCCAGGGAUGUAGAGCGGAAACGGCUGCUUGGCAUUGAUGAUGAGAAUGCUCCAACCAGAGAGGACUUGGCUGCUGCUCUUGAAGAAAUAAAUGAAGGCAAGAUUCCUGAAGAUCGUCUUGCUCUUCAGAUGCUGGCAGAAGAAUUGAGUUCAUGGCCUAAUUUGGAGACUGAAGCCCCAAAGAAACAGACGCCUAGCAAAUCCCUGUAUGCAAGAACCACAGACACUGGUGUUGAUCUAAAAGCAGCUGCUAAGAGGCUCAAAAUUGAUUGGGAUUCAGCAGCGGAGAUAGGGGAAGAUGAUGAGGGCAAUGACACGGAAGUGCCUCCAGCUGUUGGAUAUGGAGCUCUAUAUUUGGUCACUGCAUUUCCAGUAAUAAUUGGAAUCUCGGUAGUGUUGAUUUUAUUUUACAAUUCAUUGCAGUAAAUGUUCACCAGUAUCACAUUGUCACUGCCCACAUAUCAUCCUCCGUCUCAGAUAUAUAGUAGUCCGUGUUAAACCAUGGGAGGAGGUAAGUUACACUCGAGUUUGUACAUUGCAUGAUCUAUUGUGAGUGAAAUUCUUGAUACGUAAUGAAUAACACUUUAUAACUCGAGUUUGUAUACAUUUUGGCAUUGUAUAACUUGUUUCUGUGGUUCCUUGAUGGAAAGGAAAACAAACAUGAAAUACCCGAGGAUAUUGUGACUUAUAGACUGGGAACAUGAAACUUGUCUUUUGUUUGAGCUGUUUUAUGGGCAACCAAGCUUCUUUCAUAGAUUUACAGUAUGCCAGUGGCUUGACUGUGAUGAACUGCUUUCCUACAAUUAAUAGAAUCCCAAGGUGAUGAGCAUAGAUUGUGAAUUUGUACCAUACUUGUUGAGUAGGAAUCUGGUUUCAAAGUAAACUUA
This is a messenger RNA of Ipomoea nil (Japanese morning glory), 1379 nucleotides long. Its product is annotated as ycf3-interacting protein 1, chloroplastic. Lineage: Eukaryota; Viridiplantae; Streptophyta; Magnoliopsida; Solanales; Convolvulaceae. Gene Ontology annotation, biological process: response to photooxidative stress; photosystem I assembly. The record is from RefSeq and is a predicted model, not a curated record. The transcript is spliced from 6 exons. Gene Ontology annotation, cellular component: chloroplast thylakoid membrane. Bases 115 to 918 code for a protein of 267 amino acids.